AUUUAACCAGUCAGUGCUAGUUAAUCCCGUUUUUGAUUAACCAGUCAUGCGUGACUUCAUCUGCUAAUCACACUUUUUCAUAACACGUUCAUCACACGAACUGUGUAGAAAAAUAUUGCCAUUCAAACGUAGCAGAAAGGCGGUGGUUCAUCGUUGAUGUUUCCCUGGCAUACGCUCUGAUCUCAGACUGUCUGACAGAAUAAGUUUGACAAGCCUUGUGUCUCCAAAGACUGUUUCUCUGCUCGGCAAUCACUUUAACGUUAAUACGACUUAAAUAAUUGUAUAGUACUGUCUAAAAUGAAGACAAGUUUGGAGGACGUGCGUUCGUUGCACUUUUGGAAGGCGGUUUUCGCGGAAUUUAUUGGAACAUUCAUCCUCGUAGUUGCCGGUGUUGGGUCCACAGUGCAAGGCUGGACCGCUGACAGUCUGGACAUUGUUCAGAUCGCCUUGUCCUUCGGCCUUUGCGUCGCAACCAGUGUGUGGAUCAUUGGUCACAUCAGCGGUGGACACAUAAACCCGGCGGUCACAUGUGCGAUGCUAGUCACAAGGCGAAUCAGUAUUCUACGAGCAAUAAUGUUUGUAAUAGCGCAGUGCUUGGGUGCGAUUACCGGAGCGGGAAUACUCAAGUUGGUGACCCCAUCGUCGCAGGUGGGAGGACUGGGAACCACGACCUUAAAUACCGGGGUCACCCCGGGUCAAGGUUUCGGGAUCGAGCUUGUAAUUACUAUGGGUCUGGUACUAACGGUGUUCGCCGCCUGUGACAGCCAGAGGACGGACCUCGGCGGCAGUUUCCCGCUCACCAUCGGCUUCGCUGUCGUCAUUGGGCACCUUUGGGCGGUUGAAUUUACAGGGUCCAGCAUGAACCCAGCCAGAAGCCUGGGACCAGCCAUUGUCAUGCACAUCUGGACUGACCACUGGGUCUACUGGCUCGGUCCAAUCACAGGCGGGGUGCUAGGCGGGUUGCUAUACGACAACAUCCUGGCCUCCAACGCGUCGCUAAGGAAGGCGCGUGACUUCCUUAUGGCGUCGCGGUUCGACGGCCCGAAAUCCCCGGAAUUGAAGUCUGUCAUCCGGGAAGUCGACAGCGAGAAAGGGGGGCAAUGCGAACAUUAUGACUAUCUCAGUAGCGAGUAUUCGUCACCGCGUGAAAUCAAAAUGUGACGGCGUUAUGCCAUUUUGGUGUGAAUUUUGAAAUUGCAAUGUCGUUGUAUGCCAUCGGUUGUAUUGUUUGCAUAUUGAGAAGCAAGAAUGAAUUGCUUGUAUAUUUACUAAACAUAUACAUGUAUAUUGUUCGCGCGUGUAGCAAAUGAGUUGCAUGGUUAAUAUUUUGUUGCCGUCCAUUUUGUGCAAUGUCAUUUAUCUCGUCUACAGUGUGAAGUUUGCAGUGUAUAUAGAUUUGUUCAGGUUCGGACCUCUUUUGUAUUGUCAUUAAGAACACUUAGUUCAGAGUUAUGAACGAUUGUAUGUUUGAUUUUAAUGAUGUUCUUUAUGAUAUUUAGGAAUCUUAGACUUUGGGUUAGAUAGUCUAGGACCCGUAUUCAUUAACCGAUUCUUAGACUUAAGUAAAAAAAAAGAAAGAAUAUUCUUAAAAUUUUAAUGUACUAAAACUAUGUGAAGUCUGGUCAAGUGUGGCAGUAAGCACCUUCAAUUGUAUCAUAAUUUGUUAAAAACAAUAUGUUUAAAAUAUUAGUCGCGUUCUGAGAAAACUGGGCAUAAUGCAUGUGCGUAAAGUGUCGUCUCAGAAUAGCCUGUGCAGUCCGCACAGGCUAAUCAGGGACGACACUUUCCGGUUUAAUGGUAUUAGGAAGUCACUUUUCACCGAAAAUCUUGUUUACGCGGAAAAUGCGUCCCUGAUUAGCUUGUGCGGACUGCACAGGCUAACAUGGGACGACACUUUACGCACGUGCAUUAUCCCCAGUUUUCUCAGAACGCGACUCAUGUAAUCACCGUUUUGAGCCUCACUCUCUCUCUGUAUCUAUACAAACUCUGAGGAACUGUCAUAGAGUCUUAAGGCUUUUCUUUACUACUAAGUCUAAGAAUUUGUUGCUGAAUACCGAUCCUGGUCAAUUAUGCUUUUUCAUGCGUGCGUUAGCGUGUUUUUCUUUUCCGGAAACUAAUGCUUUUGCUUUACAUGCAAAUAUACCGGCAUAACGCAACUAUAACAUCUCGUCUAAUAUCUACGUAAACAAUUUAAACAACAUAUUAUAUAACCGUCUAUCAUCCGUGAAUUUGAAGUAAGUCAGUCUUUUAUAAUGCUUAAUACACAAUUUAUACGCUAAAAAAUGAUUUACAAUAUACACGUCUAUCAACUCAAUCGCACCCUACCAAUAUUGAAAGUGGAUCACAUUAUGCUCUUUAAAACGCAAUAAUCACGUGACAGCAUUUUCAUUUAAUUAUUUUAGAAUUACAUGUAUGGCUAUAGUCAUGCCACUAUUAUAAUACAACUGUAUUAAUACUAUAUAAAUGUGCACAUGUUACACGGAAGUCUCUGUUAUUUUUGUCUUCUUUUCCUUGUACAUUGAAGUCUUUAAUAUCAUGUUAUAAUAUUAUGCUAACAAGUCCUGCUGUUUUAAAAUAGUAUAUUUAAAAGCAAACUGGCAUAUUCACUUUUUUGUGUUUUGUUGUUUUUGUUAAAUCGCGAACUUCCCAGGCGAACCAUUGUACCUCGUGGUUAUUAUCUCUUAGUUCUUUAUAUUCCUAUAUAGUUUUGAGCAAAACUGUUGGCUUUUGCAGUAAAGUAUAUGUAAUAUAUGUUAUAUUUGAUCAUGAAAUAGAAACUGUUUGUGUAAAAUGUUUAUUUAUAACACAUUCAUAAAAAUGAUAUUGUA
Dreissena polymorpha is the source of this 2828-nucleotide messenger RNA. Its product is annotated as aquaporin AQPAn.G-like. The transcript is spliced from 4 exons. Gene Ontology annotation, cellular component: plasma membrane. NCBI's taxonomy places the organism in Eukaryota, Metazoa, Mollusca, Bivalvia, Myida, Dreissenidae. Gene Ontology annotation, biological process: transmembrane transport. Bases 298 to 1161 code for a protein of 287 amino acids. The record is from RefSeq and is a predicted model, not a curated record. Gene Ontology annotation, molecular function: water channel activity.